AUGGCUAAGAACGGGAACGGAGCAAUGAAGAGCAUGGCCGGGCCACGACCUGGCGCGAUGAAGAGCAUGGCCGGGCAUGGUAGCAAAGGUCUUGCUUUGCCCACGGGUUCGCCGAGAGGGUCGCCUAAAGGCUCCCCUAGAGGAGGUGCUCCUGCUAUGAAGAGUAUGGCCGGUCCGGGAGCUGGACCUAUGAAAAGUAUGGCUCUGAAUGGCAACGGAUCUGGACCUAUGAGAAGUAUGGCAGGAUCCGGGUCCGGGCCGAAGGCGUCUCCUAGGGGUGCGCCCGGUCCAAGAGCGUCUCCUAGAGGGUUUGGGCCGAAAGCGUCUCCUCGAGGUGCUCCUGCAGUCAGAAGUGCUCAGAGCAUGGCGCCUGAGUCAGGAGAUGACAACUUCGGUAAGACUUCGCCCAAAGGCUCAGCGAGAGGUGCUCCUGCUAUGAAAAGUAUGGCUGGACCUGGGGCGGGAGCUAUGAAGAGCAUGGCUAAGAGCGGCGGGGGACCUAUGAAAAGCAUGGCGAAUAACGCAAGAC
Molecule: messenger RNA, 529 nt
Organism: Amoebophrya sp. A25
Lineage: Eukaryota; Dinophyceae; Syndiniales; Amoebophryaceae
Source: the annotation of a GenBank genome assembly